AUGAGAGCCAUGCGAUCGCUGCUGCUCGUGGGUGCCGCGGCCCUCGUCCCGCCCCAACGCAUGAAACAAAAAGCGACCAUCCGACGAGCGUCGGAAAAAAGUACGUUAACGGAGGCCGGCGAGUACGAGGCCGUAGCGAUACAAGCUGAGUUUCCGGCGGACCUGCGCGGCACGCUCUACCGGCUCGGCCCCGGCGGCGCGUUGAGGCGUGGUCAACAAAGGGACCCCUACGGCUUUUGCCUCGGCGUGACGUUUGGUGGAGACGGGUCGUGCGUCGCGCGCGCGCGGUACGUAAGGACGGAGGCCUUCCUGCGAGAUCGGCGGGGCAUGCCCGAGGGGAGCCCAUUGGCGGAGCGGAACGUGGGCAAAAAACUGUUAUAUUGGGCCGACCGGCUCUUCGCUUUGACGGACGGCUGCAAACCGUACAUGGUCGACCCGCUCUCGUUGGGGACCCAGAAGAAGAGCGAGCUCGGCGGGCUGCUGAAGGAGGCCGACGACGGCUUUGACGAAGGCGUCCGAUGCAACGGAGACGGGACGAAGCUCUGCCAGGCCUUUUUUGACAAGGGGCUGCCGUUUAUUGGGGGAGAUUGUAUAGAGUGGCGCGACUUUGAUUCGGACUUCCGCGCGUCGGGCGUCGUGGCGAAGCUGCCCCUGCCCAAAGGCGUGGCGUUGAAGACCUGGGCGCCGACGCCGACGGGCUUCGUUUGCGUUCUCUCGGAUAAUAGCGUUACCAUCCUCAAGCGGGGUAAUGAUGCUGGCAAUGAAGUCGGACGGAUAGCCGGCCUGACUCACAUCAUAAAUGCGCGCGACGCGCCGGGCGGCGCGGAGCUGGACGCCGUCGUCGACGGUACGUUGGUGAGGAUAACCUCGUCGCUGGCGACGGAGCCGCUCUCGGAGCACGCCGUGACGGAGGCCACGCCGCUCGGCGACGACUUCCUUGUAAACACCGCGGUCGGCGGCCUCGUGCUCGUACGCGACGGCCGCGAGGCCGCGUCGUACGCGGCGCCGGACCGCCGCGCGGGCGCGCCGACGGCGUCGGGCGCCUACGUGCUGUGCCUGCUCCACGGCGCCGACGCGACGGAGGUGGCGGCCCUCCGCGCGGCGGACCUGGCCGAGGUCGCGCGCGCGCCGCUGCCGCACGCGUGCGGCGGCGGCGCGGGGCCCUUCGUGGCCGGCGUCGCGCCGACGCUGGACGAGAUCCAGUCUGCGGAGACGCUCGCGCGGCUCUACGCGCGCAAGGCGAGCGAGUGGAACGAGGUCGACGGCGGCUUCAGCGGCCUCGGCAUCAAGUCGUUCCUGUUCCCGAAGGGCGUGUCCGGCGGCUAA
Pelagomonas calceolata is the source of this 1326-nucleotide messenger RNA. The record is from the annotation of a GenBank genome assembly. NCBI's taxonomy places the organism in Eukaryota, Pelagophyceae, Pelagomonadales, Pelagomonadaceae.